UCCCUAAAGAUUAGUAACACCAAGGAUUGCUGGUCGAAUACAUCUUGUUUAAGUGUAGAGGAGGUAGCAAGGAGACUUAAACCUCUUACCUUAUCUUCAUUUUCGGUUGCUUUGGUUCCAUCUGCUCUAUCUGCUUCCUUCCUUUGAUUAAGUUGCAUUUGAUCCUUAUGUACUUCUUAGGUGUUAGUACCAACGUGACCUUGUCUUCAUGCACAAAAGUGUCUAUUGGUGAAGCCAUCAUGAACAGCUUUAUUUUCAUAUUGAGAAGGCCUUCCAAACAAGAUAUGACUUGUUUCCAUGGGUAGGACAUCACAUUCGACCAUGUCUUUGUAUCGAACAAUAGUAAAAGAAAUGUCAACCUGAUGGGUCAAACGCAUCUCACCUUCUUCACUUAGCCGCUGAAGAGUGUAGGGUUUUGGGUGUUUAUGGACCUUCAACUCGAUCUUAUCCACCAAAACCUCACUAGCUGCAUUGGUGCAACUUCCACCAUCUAUGAUAAGACUACGUACAGUCUUUGUCUUGAAUGAAACAACGUGUGUGGAACAAGAGAGGAUAAGACAGAUUUUACCAAAUCACUCAAUUUAUCAUUUUUUGUGACAUCCCAUUUAGGUUUAUGAAAAUUGUUUCCUAAACUUACUCAAACCCAAUAAAAUUGUAUUUCAAUCCAGAAUAUUGAAUAUUGAAUUCUAAAUAAUCAAAGUUGCAAUGAAUUUAGGUAAGGAAAACAAACUUAUCUCAUUCCCGAAUAAUCAAAGUUGCUCACACGAUAUGGAGAGAAAGAAAUAAGAUCAACCAUGGCGAGAAACCUUUGCCCAUAGCUGUUGUGCAGAAGCUUGUUGACAAAGGAGUCAUAAACAAACUAAGCUUAUUGAGAUUGAAAGGAGAAAAGGGUAUGGAAAAAUAUUUUGUGGACUAUCAGAAGUAAAGAAAUAAAAUGAUAGGAAAUAUCUUUUAUUAUGGUCUACACUUUGAUGUAAAAAAAAACUUUUUUGAUGAAUAAAAAUUUAACAUUCAUUCAAAAAAAAAGAUAGAUCUCGUCUUCAAAGCAUUUAAAAUAUUCUAGUAUUUCCAAUGUUUGAAUAAUUAUAUAAUGAAAAUGCUAUUUACAAAAAAAAAUGACAGAAAAAUCAUAUUUAAAACGUCUAAAGUAAUAUUUAUAUUUAGUUUAAGUUUUAAAUGAUUUUUACCGGCAUUUCUACUUCAACUUAAAAAGUGAUAAUGCGGAAUUAUAAUAAAGUAAUUACUGAUAAAGCGCAAUUUAUUUUAAUAAUAAAAAUAAAUUAUUAUUUAAAAUAUACCAUCUUAUGUUUUUCAAAAAUAAUAGUUUAAAAAUUAUUUUUUUUUUAAAUUAUUGUUUUGGAACUUUAAUAUUUUAUAUAUAUAGUUUUUGAGAACUUUUAAAAAUUUACUUUAGUAGCUUUUAUUAAAAGUAUUUCCCCUUUAUUUUUUAGAGAGAGAAGAAAAACAAAUAUUUAUUUAAGCAGACGAAAAAGCCAAUCUUCCGUCGCUGGUUGGGCAACUCGAUCAUCUUCUACCUAACGCCACUAUCAAUCUUAUCAUUCUCCCGCUCUGAUCUUUAUCCUUUACGUAUGAUCUGUGCUUAAUUCUCCCAUACAUUUUGCCGUAUCGCUGCGCUUCGGGAGUGGUGAUCGGAAACCGAAAGUACUCUCUUAAUUAACGAUGGCGGCGAAGACGGCCAGAAUAAAAAGCACACCGACGAAGGAAAACGGUGUUAGAGUGGAGGAAGGCCUGAGUAUAUUCAAGUCUGAUAAGUUCGAUGCUGACGCUUAUGUUCAAUCCAAAUGUUCUAUCAACCACAAGGAUAUAAAGCAGUUAUGCUCCUAUCUAUUGGAUUUGAAGAGAGCUUCUGCUGAAGAAAUGCGGCGCAGUGUUUAUGCUAAUUAUCCAUCCUUUAUACGCACAUCGAAAGAGAUAUCGGAUUUGGAAGGGGAGCUAUCAUCUAUCAGAAAUCUCCUCUCCACUCAGGCCACUCUAAUUCACGCCUUAGCAAACGGAGUCUACAUUGACGACGAUAAACCGUCUGAUGAUGUGUUGAAUUUUGGAGAUAAUGACCUCUCUGAUCUAGAGAAAUGGGCUGCAGAGUACAUUGACCAGCUUGAUGCUUUAUUAGCCGAAAGAAGAGUCGAUGAAGCUCUAACAGCUUUUGACGAGGGAGAAAUUUUGAUAUCUCAAGCAAACGAAAGCCACACUCUAAGCUCUUCUCUCCAGUUUGCUAUUUCCCAACGCAAGCGAAAAAUGGCUGACCAACUUGCCAAAGCUGCUUGUCAACCUUCGACUCGAGGCGGGGAGCUUCGUUCAAUAAUAACGGCUCUAAAAAGGCUUGGAGAUGGGCCUAGAGCCCAUACUGUGCUUCUUGAUGCCCAUUUCCAGAGAUAUCAAUACAACAUGCAGAGUCUUCGUCCAUCUAGCAAUGGAGUAGCGUACACUGCUGCUGCACUUUCUCAGCUUUUUUUCUCAGCUAUCUCUCACGCUUCCAGCGAUUCAUUGGGGAUCUUUGGGGAAGAGCCAGCGUAUAGCUCUGAGCUCGUGACUUGGGCUACUAAGCAAACAGAGGCGUUUUUUUUCCUUCUCGUUAAAAAGCAUGCGUUAGCUUCUUCUGGAGGACUAAGAGCCGCCGCAGAGUGUGCACAGAUAGCUCUUGGUCAUUGCUCUUUGUUGGAAGCUCGUGGUUUGUCCCUCUGCCCUGUGCUUUUAAAGCACUUUAAGCCUGUCGUGGAACAGGCUUUGGAGGCAAAUCUUAAGCGCAUUGAAGAUAACACUGCAGGUAUGGCUGCUGCAGAUGAUUGGGUGCUGACGUACCCUCCUGCUGGUAGUCGCCAUGUUGGUACGGCAUUUCAGAAUAAGCUUACAUCCAGUGCCCACCGCUUUAACCUGAUGGUCCAGGACUUCUUUGAGGAUGUAGGACCUCUUCUAAGUAAGCAGUUGGGAAGUAAAGCGCUAGAAGGGCUAUUUAUAGUGUUCAACUCAUAUGUAGAUGUGCUGAUUAGAGCACUUCCUGGUUCCAUAGAAGACGAAGGAGAGGCAAAUUUUGAAGGUUUUGGUAAUAAGAUUGUCCAAAUGGCUCAGACCGAGGCACACCAACUUGCAUUACUUGCAAAUGCAUCACUGCUAGCGGGUGAAUUGCUCCCACGUGCUGCCAUGAAACUCACUCCUCUUGAUCAGACAAGUCACAGGACAGAUGGCAUAAGGAGACCUUCAGACAGACAAAAUCGUAAUCCUGAACAACGUGAGUGGAAGAGACGUUUACUUAGUACUGUUGACAAGUUAAAAGAUGCGUUUUGUUGCCAGCAUGCCUUGGAUCUCAUUUUUACCGAGGAAGGAGAUUGCCGUUUGUCUGCAGAUAUGUACAUAAACAUGGAUGAAAAUGGCGACGAUGUGGACUGGUUUCCAUCUCUGGUAUUUCAGGAACUUUUUGCCAAAUUUAACAGGAUGGCAAGUUUAGCAGCGGAUAUGUUUGUAGGAAGAGAAAGAUUUGCCACAUCUUUGUUGAUGCGAUUAAAAGAGACUGUGAUCUUAUGGCUUUCCGGAGACCAGAGCUUUUGGGAUGACAUUGAGAAAGGUCCUAGACCUUUGGGACCUCUUGGCCUCCGGCAGCUGUAUUUGGACAUGAAGUUUGUCACAUGCUUUGCAUCCCAAGGUCGCUACCCAUUGAGGAAUUUGAACAGGGGAACUAAUGAGAUAAUAUCUAAAGCCUUAGCAGCUUUCACUGCAACGGGACUGGAUAGUGAGCUGCCAAAAGACGACUGGUUUACUGAAAUAUGUCUGGAUGGAAUGGAAAGAUUGAGUGGUAAAGCAGAAGGCAACAAUGGGGAAGUCCACAGCCCGACUGCUUCUGUCUCGGCUCAGUCUGUUUCAUCGGCGAGAUCACAUGGCAGCUGUUGAACCAACCAACCCCCAUAUUAUAUAUUAUGUAUGUAAAGAAGCUUAGUGGUAAGAACUUUUGAUUUUCUCUUUUCAGCUCUGCUUUUCUUUUAUAGAAUCUCAAAUUAUUGAUGCAAGGGUGUGUAAAUGUGGUUGAGUUGAAUGUUUUCUUUUAUUGGUCCUUUCUUAUCUCUUGUUCUUUGGGUUGUCAAGUAAAGAGAAUGUUGAUCUUUA
Brassica rapa (field mustard) is the source of this 4116-nucleotide messenger RNA. Its product is annotated as exocyst complex component EXO84B. Lineage: Eukaryota; Viridiplantae; Streptophyta; Magnoliopsida; Brassicales; Brassicaceae. Gene Ontology annotation, biological process: Golgi to plasma membrane transport; exocytosis; intracellular protein localization. Gene Ontology annotation, cellular component: exocyst. The record is from RefSeq and is a predicted model, not a curated record.